AUGUUCCCUCGAACCUCGGGCAAAUUAAUACAGCCCCCGAAGAGCCAUGAAGAUGAUGUCGAUUUCCACCGGAGAGAAACAGGAUUGGCCAAAAACAGUCCUGCCAUAGGCAAAAUUCAUUCAGUCAAGGAGAGCGGCAUCAGUGAUGCAAAGAAGUAUAUCGUUUACGGUAAAGAUAUGAUCUUUACAGGAAUAACCGUAAGCAUGAGACGAAUGGCCGUUCCUCAAGAGGGCGAUUGCGACAAAUUCAAGCACGGUGUUAACGAUUCCCUGGAAGCAACUGUGCACGAGAUAAAGCAGCUCUUGGAUCGUCGGCCGGUGGUGACUGUCAGGGUAUUGCUUGACCGGAUGAACUCUACAAGUCGGAUGGAUAUCGAAAGAGCGCUACCAUUAUGUGGAUACAUGUUUGAGCAUGGGCCAUGGAAGAAGGCAUUGAUCAAGUUUGGUGUCGACCCAAGAGCUGGGUCCGAGUUUCGGUAUUAUCAAACAGUCACAUUUGAGAUGGAUUUCAACCCCAUUGCUGAACGGGGAGGAACUGACUGGGAAAAGAGUGGAGAACUUGCCUUCCCACAAUUACUCAGGGGCGAUGAUAAUAUUUCCCAUGUCUUCAAUGGCAGAAAGUUCGUACCGGACGACAACAGCUGGCAGAUCUGUGACAUUAGCGAUGUUCUUUUACGGGGCAUCGUAGCAACGAGCGACAUUCGAUCGGCAGCCACCGUCAAUGACGGCUUCUUCUGGAAUGGGACAAUGGCAAAACUGGAAGUCAUCAUGCGCGACAAGCUUGUAUGCAUGAGGGAUGGCAGUAUACCCGAUGACGAGGACUACGCAUGUCUUCUAUCUUUCCCAGAAAAAUACCGGCCGCCGACCGGGCGUGAUUAUUUUAAGUAUGGCUUGGAGUUUGGACAGCAAUGCACGCAGAAACAGAUUUAUCUAAGAGGCCGAAUAGUAAGUAGGGCAAGAAGAGCUGCUCACUGA
Molecule: messenger RNA, 975 nt
Organism: Penicillium paradoxum
Lineage: Eukaryota; Fungi; Ascomycota; Eurotiomycetes; Eurotiales; Aspergillaceae
Product: Transcription factor IIIC subunit 5
Exons: 1
Coding region: 1-975 (324 amino acids)
Biological process (GO): transcription initiation at RNA polymerase III promoter
Cellular component (GO): transcription factor TFIIIC complex
Source: RefSeq, a predicted model, not a curated record